UAUCUCAACAUGACAUCAAAACCAGCUCAGUUCAGACAGGAGGUGCCAUGGAAACUACUCUCACUCAGCACUAAGCUAUGACCUCUGCCCAAGGCAAAGCAUUUCUUAAGGGUUGACACCAAGAAGGGCUCAAGAGAAAACUCAGCAUUAUAGGCUAUUCAUUAAACUGGAAUUCAGUUUUAGGAAGAUUUUGCUUCAUCAUUCCUAUUAAACAUUAGUCACAGCCAAAAAUCCAGUGCAAUUAUUCAUAUAAAGCUGUAAAUAUAGCAUGACACUGUUACGACAUUGGUUUCUUUUAUGCUGGCACAUAAGGCUCAUGCUUAUCUCUGUGGCCAGCAGGCAAAUGGAUUAAAUUUAGAAAGUGCUAAGCUAUUUUCUCUCACUGAAGAUAAAACACAUGAAAAUUUCCUUUACUGGUUUGUGAAUAGUGAUAAUUGAAGGAAUGUUUUCAACUUGAAAUGUUUAAACUGAAAAAUGUUGAAAACUUUUUAAAAAAGGAGUUCUAAGAGCUUCCAACAGCAGCAGUCAGGCACCAGGCUUAGACAGUCACUGAAUGAGAGCACUGGCCACCAGACCUUCCCUCUCCAGCAGCAUACCUUGAUGAAAGCUUUGUGAGAAAACAAGGAUCUGACUGAAAUGAUUUUCUUAAUAGUAGGUGUACCAGGAAAAGGAUUAAUCUGAAUUUGAAAUGAGUUCUUGCUCUCAACCAAAACAAUGAUACAAGCUGGCAGAAUGGAGGUAGCGAUUCUGCUGAUGUUUGUCAACAGAUAAAAUUGUUGCUAAGCAGAUUCUACAAGCUUGGGAUUUAUGAUUAUAGCUUCAUGAAGCCCUCCCCAGAGGAUGCCUGUCUCAAAGCCACAUUAAAAGUCCCUCAUUUUUCAUUAAAACAUCUGUUACAGGUUAAAUAAUAAAAACUCUAUCAAGUAUAUACAGUUGGUAGUAUUUACUUAAUGACAAUCUGCAAGAUGCUGCAGUGAUAUUUUCAUUAUAGAAGCCUGGUUUACUUGCUUGUAACUUCACCUGACUGGGUAGAGCUUUCUAAUUCCACCUGUUUUAUUUGGAUUCUGCUACUGUAGAAAAUUCUAAUAAAACUUGAUCCAGUCACUUUCAUAUUACCUGUCACAGUUAAAGUGUUACGGUUGUUUUCAUGUAAAUUGUUGGUUCUUAAAGCUUUGAAGCAAAGACUUUAAACUGGGUAGGAUCUUGCUGGUGGCUGAAUUGUGAUAACAACAUACUCCAUCACUGUAAUGGAGAUAUUUUUGCUCAUGCAUACGGAAAUGAUUUUGUUACUGUGUGUGAAGUAUUAAAGUAAUACCAUGAUAAACAUCUCAGAAGCACCAGAAAAAACUGAUCUGGCUGAACUGAGGCUAAAGCUGUAAUGGAGUGUAAUACAGUGCUCUGUGAGCAAAAAGGAAAGCAUGCAGUAAGUAUAAGGUGUGUUGUCAGUCUCACGUCCUGAAUGAGUUGAAGGUUGUGGGGAACAAAUAAUACCUAAUCACAUACUUAUUUCACUUUGGUUUCACACUUUGUUUUGCAAGUGUGUCAUCUCACCCUCUGGAAAACACGGCACUCUAGGACAUCCUGAUUCUGAGUGCUUGUACUUCAGAGACUGCCAUGUUUGUACAAGAGGUAGCACUAGCACUCUUCUGAAUCACAAGGAUAAUCCAUAAAAUAAAUCCACGUGCAUUGAGUAUUAUCUCCAUUUGUGCCUUCUUCGAAUGUUGCUGACAUAUUUUACCAGCUGCAAUGCUGCUUACAUUCUAUAGCAUUACUAGCCUAUUUCCAUGGAGAAUGUAACUUCUUCAGUGUUUGCAGCUUCAGGGAGGGGGAGAAAGAAGGGAAGAAAAGGCAAGUGUUAAUCUAAAGGAGUUCCCAAAAAAGUGAUGUGUGAUAUCCAGCUGUAAAUAAUGACUAACAGUUGGAAGAAAGGAUCCAGGUUUUGAAAGUAAACCCAAGUUCCUUACUGCUGUGGGGUAGUGGGAAAUAUAAGAAGAAUAUGAGAGAACAUUUAAGCUUGUCAGCUUGUCACCUGGGGGAACCUUUUCCAGGCCAGUGCCCCAUUGUCUGCAUCUUUGUCUUUUCCCCAAGAGUAUUUGCUGCAGAGAAAUACAGUUUACUCUGUUAUGUACGUUGUGCAGCAGGAAGUUCAUGCAUCAGCUACCAAAAAAGGAAGGUGCUCAGAUACCGAUGAGGUGAUGCUAGUAUCAGUUUUAUGUUUCAGCAAGUACAGAGAACAGUGUGACUUGUGAUUUUUUUCUCUUUGUAGUACUAAAAUGACAGAUGUUCAGCCUCCCCUUAAGCUUCCAAGUAAUUGCAGAUUAUAACAGUUCCUUGAAUGAAAAGCACUUACCUUACAGUUUCUUAACUUAAUUUUCACCUUCAGUGAGACUUCUUCAUAACAGUUUGAAGAUUAGAAAGGACAAUUUUGCAAAGUGCUGUAUGUGUUUAUAUAGGCUCUACAUAUGCUGUGUAUACUAAAUGAGAGAAAUUCACUCAAAGCUUAGGGCUCUGUUAAGUUAAAGUGGAUAUUUUCAUGCCUUGAAUGUAGUUUGAUUCCUGUUCUAACUGGCAUGUAAUUAUAAUCUCAUCUCUGAGUUUACAUUUUUUCUUCUUUCUCUAUGUAGGAAUUACUUCCUUCAAAGAAGCCAUUUUAUCUUAUUCCAGGAUGUUACCAGUAGAUAUCAGACUUCGAAACUUACAGGUGUACAAACUUCUUCAGUGUGUUCACCAAAAAGACAAGAAGCAAAUAGAAAAGCUGGUCCAGAAUGGAUUCCCAAAUCUCAUUAAUUUCACAGAGCCUAUGGAAGGAUAUAGUGCCCUUCAGUUGGCCUGCAUGAAAAACGACAUUGAUAUGUGCAGCUUCUUGCUGGAGCAAGGAGCUCAUCCAGAUGUCCAGGACAAAAUGGGACGUACUGCAGCAAUGAAGGCAGCUGAGUUAGGCCAUGAGUUCAUUUUGGAUAUAUUAGUAAAAGCUAAAGCAGACAUGACUGUUGUGGAUAAUGAAGGGAAAGGUGUUCUGUUUUACUGCCUUUUACCUACAACACGGCACUACCACUGCACACAGAUUGCCUUGGAUGCUGGUGCAGAUGUUAACAACUGUACCACUGAUGGGAAGCCUGUAUUUCUACAAGCCUGUGAACAAGCUCAUGAUAUUAAAGAAAUAUGCCUGAAUUUUAUGGAAAGAGGAGCAAAUCCCAGUGCAGGAAACCCAGCUACAGGUCGCACGGUCUUAAUGGAAGCUGCAAGAGAAGGUGUUCUCGAGCUGGUGCGCGGUCUGCUUGAGAGAGGAGCUGAUGUUAACCUGUUUGACUUUGAAAGACAAAGUGCUGCACAUUUUGCAGCCAAAGGAGGCUUUUUUGAGAUUCUGAGGAUUAUUUCAGCUUAUAAUGGAGACGUGGGCCUGAUCGCUAUGAAUGGUAACACGCCGCUUCAUUAUGCUGCGGAGGGAGGAUUUGCAAAUUGCUGCAAGUUCAUAGGACAAAGAGGCUGUGAUCCUACAUGGAUAAACUUGGCAAAAAAGACACCAAGAGCCAUCGCCAAGGAUGGUGGUUUUAAAGCAGCAGUAUCAGAAUUGCGUAAAAUUGAGAAGACCUUUGCAAAACAGUCCAAGACUGAGGAUAAGGAGGAAAACCCCCAGUGGGCUGUGAGGCUGUACGACUGGUCCUUGGAGCACCAGGCUGCCCUCCGCAAGGCGUUGGAGGCUGUCGACCAAGGAGAUGGGAAGGUGACUAAAGACAGUUUUAUAGCCCUUAUCCAGCAGCACUGUUCCUUUGUGGACACUGAACAACUAGAAGCUAUUGCUGAAAUGCAUGAAGGACGUCAGGCUGAUGGAAUCAGCAUUGAAGACUUUUUAAAAGGCUCUAAAUACUUGCAAAAAAAUUAUCUUAUCACAUCCUAUGGACCCAAAGGGAAGAAGAGGAAGAAAGGGAAGAAAAGAAGAGGCAAAAAAGGUGUUGCUGUUCCUGUGCCAAUUUGUGUUAUGCCAAAGGGCACAUGUCCCCUUAGAGAAGAUGGUUUCCCUGUGUACAUGGUUGAGGCUAUCCAAAAUCUUGCUGACAUCUCCCAUUUUAACCGAGACCACCCAUCUGCCCAUCCCGUGCAUGAUGACCGUGCCUGGUACAUAGAUGAGCCAAGGAAAACGUACAUGAGCAUUAACUACCUUGUCAGAAAAGCAGACUUUCUGUCUCUGCAGAAAGCAUUUGAGGAGGGUGUGCACAUAGACGUAAAAGAUCAAUAUUACAAAACACCUUUGAUGGUUGCAUGUGCAAGUGGGAACAUAGUUCUUGUGCAGUAUCUUCUGGAAAAGGGGGCUGAUGUAAAUGCAACAGACAAUUUCAUGUGGACUCCUCUCCAUCAUGCUUGCUAUAAUGGACACCUCGAUAUUGCCAAACUGAUAGUGAAGGCUGGAGCAGCAGUGGAUGCACCUGCAAUGGGCAAUGCAACCCCACUAAUGAGAGCCAUUGAGAUCUCCAGACUGGAUAUUGUCUAUUUUUUACUUGAAGAGGGUGCAGAUGUCAAAGCUACAAACAGCAAUGGAAAGAAUCCUCUUGAUAUUGCUAAAGUAUUUGCAGAUUCUAGAAUAAUUGAUCUGCUCCAGAAUAAACUGGACAAUUUGCCAGAAGUACCAGAAAAGAAAGAAAAAGCUGUGAAACAAAAGGCAUCUUCUACACCAAAGCCUGCAGAGGAACAAGCUGCAAAAAGAGAGUCUUCACAGAUACCACUGGCAGAUGAAGAAACAUCCAUUCUUGAAAAGGCAACACAGCCCUUUAAGGACAGCGUUAUUUAUCUGAAUUCUCUGAUAGCCAGUGGUGCUACCAAGAAAGAGGACAUCACAUUCAAACCCAGAAAAAUUUGGGCCCCUGAAGCCGCAACAGAAGAGUUAGUAAGGAAGCAUGAAUGGCUCCGUGAGCGCUCUGCUUUUGAUGGCUUGUCAGAAAGCCCUGCAACCCCCUUUGAUAGAAAAUUUGCAGAAUAAGCACACCAGCCGGAAGAAGCUACUUCAGCAUAUAUUUGAGGGGGUAAAUAUCAAGAAGGCUACUCCUCUGCAAGGAAGGAAUCAUGCAGUGCUCAGUAAAUGCAUCUUAGUUAUGACAA
Messenger RNA from Pezoporus flaviventris, 5094 nucleotides. RefSeq names its product ankyrin repeat and EF-hand domain containing 1 (gene ANKEF1). Lineage: Eukaryota; Metazoa; Chordata; Aves; Psittaciformes; Psittacidae. Gene Ontology annotation, molecular function: protein binding. The coding region runs from base 2666 to 4975 and encodes 769 amino acids. The transcript is spliced from 9 exons. The record is from RefSeq and is a predicted model, not a curated record.